AUGGGCCGCGCAUGCUCGCUGACCGAGUGGGCUCACUUUGUCAAGGCGAGCCACAAGGCCAACCUCUCGUACUGGUGGGUCUACUGCCGCCACUGCGUCAUCGCUGCCAUCGCCGCGUCUUCGCCGGGCCGAGACAUUGCCAGCAUCAACACGCCGGACGCGCUGCAGGCGUUCAUUGCAACGCUGCCGAUGCCAACCGCCGCAUCGACCGAGGCCACGGAGCCGCGCCCGCUCGUGGGCCGGCGGUCGGUCAUGAAGGCCCACCUCGCGCAGUGCCUUCAUGCGUCGGCGAUCCCGCCCAACCCGAUCGUCAAGCGGCGCGCGGGCAAGCGAGGCGUGCACUGCGCGAUCGCCGAGUGGGCCCACUUUGAUCGGCUCGAACAAAACGGGUACAUUGGCAACAGCAACUACUUCCCGGUGCGCUGCAAGCACUGUGUGGCGGCGCACAGCAGCGGUCGCCGGCCGGCGCCGCCCGAGGUCUUUGCCGGCCGCAAAGAAAGCAUGCGCAGCCACUUGGCGCGCUGCUCCUUCUUCACGGGCAAGCUCCCGGCCAAGCGCACGAAGGACGCGUCCAAGCUCGCGCUCAACGAGCGGCAGUUCUUCGUCCAGCUCGAGCGCCAGCCCAACACGUAUUACCACUAUGCGAAAUGCAAGUUUUGCACCGACGCGUACGAAGCCGGGCGCGAAGCCGGGCGCGACGUCCCGCCGCCCAAGGUCAUUCUCGGACGGAAACACAACAUGCAGACGCACCUCGCCAACUGCGAGCACAUUCUCAACCACGAAGCGGUGCUGGACGAUAUCGUCAUGUCCAGUGACGAGAAUGACGAGAAUGACAAUGACGAGGACGAGCAUGACCACGACAGCAUGGACCGUCCGCUGCCGUUGGCGGGUGCCGAGACGCCGCGGCUGCACGCGCUCGCCACAUCCGCGACCGCGUCCCCACUGGCGCGCUUUUUGCAUCUCCCGAUCGACAAGUCGGCCUCGUCGCCACUCACGUCCCAUGCGAGUCUCUCGCGCGUGAGCUCGAUCGAGAGCAACGGGCUUCGGCCAGCAACAACAACAACAACAACAACAACAACAACAAACGAGCUCGACACGAUUCAUGCUGUAUUUGCGUUCACGCUCGAGCACAACUUGCCGUUCGCGUGGGUCGAGUCGCCAGCGAUGCGAGCGCUCUGCCCCCACCUCCCGACGACGGCCGAGCUCACGGGCCCGCUCCUUCGGCGGCUGCUGCAGUCGUGCGAGGAGGCACUGCGCACGCGGUGGCGCGAGAUGCACCCUGGUGGUGGCUGGACACUCGUCGUUCAUUUGCUCGACGAAACCGAGUCGAAUGUGACCUGCGUCGCGUAUGUCGUGCACCCCAACGGCCUCCUCUUCCCGUCCAUGCUCGAGGCCUCCUUGACGUUUACAUGUCCGCUGCCACUGCUCCCCGCGACCAUCCAGCGGCAUGUAGCGCAGUGCGCGCGGCAGCAACUCCACGUCGUCGCGGUUGCACUCCCGCCGGCCGCGGCCUACUUUGGCCACCUCCCCGCGCAGCUUCCGCACUCCUCUUUCUAUGUUCGCCACGAAGCGUAUUUUACCGCGUUCUGCACGGCUUGCUCGCCGACGACGCGCCUCGUGCGGCCGCUGCCCCGUAACCUCCCGGAUAUCCCGUCCUGGCUCCACGAGACUCUCAGCAGCCACUUUGUCGAUAUGGACACGCGGGUAGUCCUCGAAGCGACAUCGCCGCUCUUCUCGCACCUCGGUCGUCUUCCACGCGCGCUCUCGCUGGCGUCGACGCUGCACCUCGUCGGCCAGCUCUACAGCGCGGUGCGUCGACUGCCCCAUGCGCUGGAUCGACUCCAGCAAGCGCUGCUCGAGCACCUCGAGCUCGCGUGGAGCGCGUGCGAGCAGCCCGCGUACGUCCUUGCCUAUGCACUGCACCCGCACUACCGCGAUACCGCGCUGCGGAAAGCGCGCAGUGCGUUCAAAUGGAGCGCGCUCUGCGACGUCGCGUGCUACUACUACGAGCGCUGGUUCCAAACCCGUCCGACGACGCUCCGCGGCGACGUCAUGGCGUUUGCGCACGUGACGCAGCAUAUUUACGCGCCGAGCGUCGUCUCCGAGUUUCCGAGCGCAAGCGACUACGUGCUGUACCUCGGCGACCACGCGCCGGAGCUUGCGGCGUUGAUGGAUCGGCUCAAUGCGACGACGACGAGCUUUGAGUUUGAACCGACUGAGCGGGCUUAUGACAGCGUCCUGGUGCGCCAAAGCGUGCAGUACAUUGCCUACUGCCAACCAUCGGUACGUCCGAUGCCCUCGGCGUCGGAGGACCUCGCGCCAGACGCGCGGCUCGUCCAGUGGCGAUCGCGCGCAGCAGCGCAGGGCGGCGCGGGGGCCUUCUCGACCGACGACGCCCAGCGCACCACCAAGAUCACACUCCACGAGCUCUUCGAGGGAUAA
Molecule: messenger RNA, 2442 nt
Organism: Saprolegnia parasitica CBS 223.65
Lineage: Eukaryota; Oomycota; Saprolegniomycetes; Saprolegniales; Saprolegniaceae
Exons: 3
Coding region: 1-2442 (813 amino acids)
Source: RefSeq, a predicted model, not a curated record